This is a messenger RNA of Microbotryum saponariae, 1667 nucleotides long. Lineage: Eukaryota; Fungi; Basidiomycota; Microbotryomycetes; Microbotryales; Microbotryaceae. The record is from the annotation of a GenBank genome assembly.
AUGGCCCACUUUGCUGAUCCGACCACAACCACCAGCGAUCCGACCGGCUCGAGCUCGUGCUUAUGGGCACAUGUUUCUGAGCGAGCCGGGACGACUGGGAGCUUCGCCGGCGCGACGUCGGGUACGAGUGGUGCUCGCACGGCGGCAGCGCCAUCAGCACUCGCCUCCAACUCGAACCGGUCAAUCGGGACCAGCAAUACAGCAGCAGCAGCAACGAACCCACCGGCUUCGCACCCGAUCCCACCCAACCCUACCUCCCCCAACUUUGUCAUCUCAUGGUCCAGGGAAUCCAAACUACCCUUGUUCCCCCUACCACCCGCAUCGGCUUUCAUAGGUCAGUUUUCCCGAGUUCCCCAUCCCAAUCCCCAUCGCGAGCUGCUCCUUCCGGGCUACGUCGGAUCACUGACGCCUCCUCCCUGGGUUCGUCGUUUUCAGCUGGAGCCGCUGCGGGUGCUGCAUCAAGAACGGUCGUAUCCCCCUUGGAACGGUUAAAGGUACGUAUGGCAUGCACUCACUCGCUCGAACGUUGUCGACCGAACAGAACUGGGGGGCUCAAAUUCGGCGAGCUGAUCGUCGCGAAACCCCUCCCCCCCGGCUACCCCACAGAUCAUUUUACAAGUCCAAGGUACAAGAGGAGAGUACCAAGGCAUCAUUCCUAGUUUGGCCAAGAUGUGGAAGGAGGAAGGCUUCAAAGGUUCGUGAUGUCUGCGCCCAGGGACGAACCUCGUCAGCAGUUUCUAACUCUUCUGUUGUGCCGCCUUCGCAGGGUACAUGAAAGGGAACGGCAUCAACUGUCUCCGCAUCAUGCCCUAUUCAGCCGUCCAGUUCUCGUCUUACGAACUCGUCAAAGGAUUCCUCGCAUCAAAUGGAAGCGAAAUCGAUACGCCUCGUCGCCUACUCGCCGGCUCACUCGCCGGGAUCGCCUCGGUCGUCUCGACCUAUCCACUCGACCUCGUUCGAUCACGUCUAUCCAUCGAAUCGGCCUCGUUGGGGCUGUCGUCGGACUCACCGAGAAAGAGCACAGGAAUAUGGAAGAUGACGGUCAGAGUAUUUCGGGAGGAGAACGGUUUCAAAGGCCUCUAUCGAGGGUUGACCCCCACAGCCGCCGGUGUAGCCCCUUACGUGGCGAUCAAUUUCGCCGCUUACGAAUCCUUCAAGAUAUACCUCUCCAACGCCGAAGGACAUCCACCGGGGACAGUGGAGAAAUUGUGUUGCGGGGCCUUGGCGGGGAGCAUCUCGCAGACGUUGACGUACCCUUUGGAUGUGUUGAGGAGGAGGAUGCAGGUUGUUGGAGUGAAGGGCCUGGGCUAUGAGUAUUCUGGGGCUUGGAAUGCGGUAUUUACGAUUAUCAGGAAGGAGGGGCUCAAGGGGUUGUACAAGGGUGAGUUUUGCGGGAGUCAUUAUACGAGAUUCAGGCUUGCGCGAAGUGUGCUGAUGGAGCUACGUUCCCUCACUGAUGGACCAAACGCAGGUAUUAUUCCGUGAGUGACACGUCCAGUGAAGAACGCAUAUAAUAUUUACUGACCGUCUCAAUUAUCUCGCCGUGCAGUAACCUACUCAAGGUCGGCCCGUCGAUAGGGACCAGUUUCGCCGUCUACGAAGCCACCAGGGAUGCGAUCGACCAUUGGCGGGAUCCUGAACCCGAGGAUGGUCAUGAUGAGGAGUGA